Messenger RNA from Xiphophorus couchianus (Monterrey platyfish), 1729 nucleotides. It is a transcript of the gene pdcd2l, whose product is annotated as programmed cell death 2-like. Gene Ontology annotation, cellular component: cytoplasm. Gene Ontology annotation, biological process: apoptotic process. The coding region runs from base 77 to 1207 and encodes 376 amino acids. Lineage: Eukaryota; Metazoa; Chordata; Actinopteri; Cyprinodontiformes; Poeciliidae. The transcript is spliced from 2 exons. The record is from RefSeq and is a predicted model, not a curated record.
UAACGGAACCGGUAGCGUUUUUUUGAAGUCCGGUAGGAACCUUUCUCGAACGGAGAAAGGUUCCUACACGUGAGCAAUGGCCGAGCAGACACUUCUUAUCGGUCUCUGUGACGGAGAGCUGGAUCCCAGGAAAUACCCCUCCACAUUUCUGACAAACAAAAUCGGGGGCAAACCGGACUGGUCGUCGGCUGUCACCGGGCAGUCACCCUGCUGUCGUCUUUGUAGCGCCCCGCUAGCCCAUGUGGUGCAAGUGUACUGCCCCCUCCAGGACUCUCCCUACCAUAGAAACCUUCACCUGUUCGCCUGCUGCCAGCCUGGCUGCAGCGGGACGUCUGGUAGCUGGACGGUCCUCCGCUGCCAGUGUCCGGAGGCUCUCAACCAAUCCUCUACGCCACAGGUAGUUGUUCCGUCGGCCACAGAUUGGUGUGAGUUAGCUGAUGACUGGGGAAUGGAGAGGGAGGAAGAUGAUUCUGGAUGCAGAGGAGGUGAUGACCAUCGGCAACAGUCUGAAGAUCUGCAAACAGGAGAGGGACAUUUGGAAUCUGGAAACUUGUCAGGUGUUGCAGACUCUAACUUUCACUCUGGUGUUUCAUCAGUAAGUCCUACAGUCUGCCCCAUGGAUGUCAGCUCCGGUCUUCAACAACUCAGUCUGGUAGAAUUUGAAGACAUGCCCGUCUUCCGUCCAUUUUUCAUCAGUGUGGUGGAGGAGUCAGAACUGUGUGAGGAGGACGAUCAGCUGGAGCACGCUCAGGAACUUCUGAGGGAGUAUGAGAGGAGAGAGGGCACAGCAGUGUGGGAGGGAGAGGAAGGAGGUGGUGGUGGAGGAGAGAAGUAUGAAAAGGCUGAAGCCAGACACAGAGAUGCUGCUUUCUUCAGGUUCAUGAAGGCCGUUUCGUUGUGUCCGCAGCAGAUCCUGCGCUACUGUCGCCACAGUAAACCACUCUUCAUCUCCAAGCCGCCAUCCAAAGUGAGUCAGGCGGUUCCAGCAUGCGGCUCCUGUGGAGAACCCAGGACCUUUGAGCUGCAGCUGAUGCCUGCUCUGGUCAGUCUGCUGCAGAGGACAGACAGCAGCCCAGAGGACGAACUGGAAUUUGGGACUGUGUUGGUUUAUACUUGCACUAACAGCUGCUGGACUGCAGGAACAAACUGCCCAGUGGAGGAGUACUGCUUUGUUCAGCCGGACCCAGAUCAGCAGCUCUUUAAAUGAUGGAGCAGAUUGAUUAAUCUAAUCAUUGCUUUAUACAUUAAAAAUGGAUGAAAGAAGUAUACACCACCCAUCCAUUAUCAUACACAUUUAUUGUCCCUAGUGGGGUUAGGAGAGGUGCUGGUACCUAUCGAGAGGUGGGGUCACCCUGGACCGGUCACCAGUCCAUCACAGAUACAUAAACAUGUGAGGAUUAAAGCGGAUCCUGUUUUUGGUUUGUCUCAGCAGCAUUAAAACAUCAAUCAUAACCUGCGUCUGAACAAUGCUCGGUUUCCAUCAAUCAAUCAUGUUUUUAGUGUAAUACCAUAAAAAAAAGUAAAGGACAUAUGAAGACAAUUCAUAUUCUUCCAUUGAUAUGUGUAACCCCAUUUACAUUUUUUCUGCAAAUAUCCUGUAGUAAUCAGAUUGGUUAUGUUGAUGCCAAGUUAGUGCCUGACAUGUCUACUCAAAUCUGUCAUAUGUACGUGAUGCAUUCACAUUCAUAUGCAUUCUUCCCUUUAUGAAAUAAAUAAAUUCAUAUUUGUC